Messenger RNA from Coccidioides posadasii C735 delta SOWgp, 3665 nucleotides. RefSeq lists its product as uncharacterized. Gene Ontology annotation, molecular function: protein-macromolecule adaptor activity. Gene Ontology annotation, biological process: organelle fusion; endosome organization; intracellular protein transport. The record is from RefSeq and is a predicted model, not a curated record. NCBI's taxonomy places the organism in Eukaryota, Fungi, Ascomycota, Eurotiomycetes, Onygenales, Onygenaceae. Gene Ontology annotation, cellular component: HOPS complex; endosome.
AUGGCGCUGGACGGAUCUAGCGGCUAUGCUGCGUCCGGGAAUUUGGCGAAGCUGACUGAGGCGUCUCUACCGAUGUUCAACGUCGAACAAGUUCAGCUCGCGUUCUCGGUUGCGGCGGAUUUCGUCGGUGCUCAGGUUGCCAACAAUGUCAUAAUCCUUGCCCUUGCUACCGGGAGGAUACUAAGAAUCGACUUGAAUAGCCCAAAGGAUAUAGAUGAUAUCGAUCUGCCUAAGAAGUCCUCCGAGGUUGGUGUCAUCCGUCGCAUGUUCCUUGAUCCUUCAGCGUCACAUUUGAUCAUCACCACCACACUUGGGGAGAAUUAUUAUCUUCAUACCCAAUCCCGACAACCAAAGCCCCUGCCACGGCUGAAAGGCGUCUCUAUUGAAAGUGUAGCAUGGAACCCUGCGCAACCAACAGCAUCCACCCGAGAGAUUCUAGUCGGCGCGGCAGAUGGAAAUAUCUAUGAGGUGUAUAUCGAACCAGCGUCAGAGUUCUAUCGCCGAGAUGAGAAGUACAUGCACGGGGUAUACAAACUUACCGGAAUGGCGGUGACGGGGAUCUGGGUAGAUUUCGUUGCUGGUAAACAAGAUCUCCGGCACGUUGUCUUGUCCUCAAAUGGAAGAAUACUUUACUUUAGAGGAAAGGUCGGUAGGCAUGGGAGAGAAGGAGGCGGCUCGUUAUACGCAGAUUUGUUCCAGCGGGAAACGCCACUCGUCCAUGAGCUAUCCUCAGCAUCUUUGUCCGCACCGUCUCUUUUAGCUGUCUUGCCUGAACCUCUUGAUUGUACCCAUGGCGAAGAACCGUUUGGUGAAAAGCAUUUCGCUUGGCUCUCCAGUCAGGGUGUCUUCCAUGGACCCAUUCCUAAUUUAUGCGCUGACCCACAAGUUGGAAACCGUGUAUUUGAUAAUGCGAAAAUGAUUUCUCGCUCAAUUUUACCUGCCACGGAAUCCGCCAGGGGCGGGAAAAAGCUCAUUCAAGACCCAAUAAAGGGAAUGGUCAUGACGCAAUGGCAUAUCCUCACCCUAGUCGAAGGCCGCAUCGUCGCCAUCAACCGGCUAAGUGGCGAAAUAGUAUACGACCAGGCCGUACUUGAACCAGGCGAAAGCUCCCUGGGACUGGUUUCAGAUUCGAAGAAAAGCACUUAUUGGCUUUUCACUGCGAAAGAAAUAUUCGAAAUCGCUGCCAACAACGAAGACAGGGAUAUAUGGAAAACAUUCCUCAAAGAGCAGAAAUUUGAUGCUGCCUUACGAUAUGCCCACGACGCAGCUCAGAAGGAUGCUGUUGCUACUGCUUCUGGUAACUAUCUAGCUAGCAAGGGCCAGUUCCUUGACGCUGCGCAGGUUUGGGGCAAAAGCAGUAAACCUUUCGAGGAAGUUUGUUUAACGUUUAUUGACAAAGGAGAGAUGGACGCAUUACGAAAGUACCUGUUGACUCAAAUGUCCGUAUAUAAGAGUUCCUCAGCGAUGCAACGGACAAUGAUAGCUAGCUGGCUCAUCGAGGUUUUCAUUUCAAAAAUGGAUUCCCUAGAUGAUGCAGUCUUAACACGGGCCGAACUAUCAGAGGGAUCCAAUUCUGUGGAAGCGAAGAACCAGCUACAGAAAAUCAAAUCCGAAUUUCAAGCUUUUCUAUCAAAAUACAAAGCCGAUCUGGACUCUAAAACUGUCUAUGAUAUUAUCGGGAGCCAUGGUCGCGAAGAGGAAUUGCUGUACUUUGCAAUCACGAUCAACGACCACAACUUCGUGUUAUCCUAUUGGGUCCAGCGCGAGAAAUGGGCUGAAGCCCUAGAUGUGCUGAAGAAGCAGACUGACCCGGAAGUCUUCUAUAAGUACAGCAGCGUCUUGAUGACGCACGUUGCUACAGAUCUCGUCGAUAUUUUAAUGCGGCAGACGAACCUUGACCCAUCCAAACUCAUUCCGGCCCUUCUAAGCUACAAUAAAGACACAAAGGUUUCUCUUUUGCAAAACCAGGCCGUUAGAUACCUUAAUUUCAUUAUCAACAACCACCCCAACCCUUCGGCAGCCGUGCAUAAUACCUUAAUCUCCAUAUACGCCUCUCAUCCUUCCAAAUCGGAGGCCGGCCUUCUUACCUACCUUGAAUCUCAACCUAUAUCUCCGCCUCCAUAUGAUGCAGAUUUUGCGCUGCGAUUAUGUAUCCAGCAUGGUCGCGUUCAGUCCUGUGUCCAUAUUUAUAGCAUGAUGGGUCAAUAUCUCGAGGCUGUGCAGCUAGCUCUGAAGCACGAUGACAUUGAACUAGCAGCACUUGUUGCUGAUCGGCCGGAAGGAAAUAACAAACUACGGAAGAAGCUCUGGCUCCUUGUUGCGGAAAAAAAGAUCCACCAACCGGGGACUGGAAUCAAAGACGCGAUUGAAUUUCUUCGUCGGUGUGAACUCCUUCGCAUUGAAGAUCUCAUACCGUUCUUCCCGGAUUUUGUCGUGAUUGAUGAUUUCAAAGACGAAAUUUGUACCGCUUUGGAAGAUUAUUCUCGCCAUAUCGAUUCUCUGCGGCAGGAAAUGGACAAUUCAGCCCAUGUUGCUGAUGAAAUUAGAAGAGAAAUUGCAUCUUUGGGCACCCGGUAUGCAAUCGUCGAGCCGGGAGAGAAGUGCUGGAUAUGUUCGCUGCCAGUGCUCAGCAGACAGUUUUUCGUGUUCCCGUGUCAGCACGCGUUCCAUAGCGAUUGUUUGGGGAGGAAAGUGAUGGCUGCUGCCGGUGCAGGGAAGAGAAAACACAUCAAGGAUUUGCAGGCCGAAAUGAGUAAGACGUCAAACACCGCUGCGAGAAGGGAGCAGGUUAUUCGGGAGUUGGAUGGCUUGGUCGCCGAAGCUUGUAUUUUGUGUGGUGAUUAUGCUAUUAAACAAAUUGAUGAGCCGUUUAUCACCGCGUCGGAUGAUAAAACUGAAUGGUCACUUUGAACAAGUGCCUGGAUGGAGUGAUUCUAUGCACCCUUUGGAUACUGAUACGUUUACUCCGUACAUAUACCACAUUAGACUCAAAAUUUGUGGAACGUAUAAUAACAUGAUAAUGGAAAUCUAAGUUUCCAUCUCAUAACAAAUUCAAACCUCAUGCUCAAUAUCAGCUACACGAGGUACCUUAUCAACCCUCACCCUCGCAAAGUCCGCAACAAGCUCAAUCUAUACUGUCCAUCAGCAAAAUCCACACGCCCCUGGGGGGAAGGAUUCGAAGCCUUCGGGAACAACUUACACACUGAUGCACCUUCUCCACAUCCUCCAUACUCACACCCACCCUCCUCGUCCCUCUCAGAUGCCAAUGCGUCUCACUUCUCAGGUUCUGAAUCAUAAUACCCGACAAGACGACCAAUUCGGUCUCAACGUCAUCGAUGACGGAGUGGUCGGAGAGGUAGAGGCCGUAGGUGAUUUGGUACGAGAUCCAUGCGAAAUCCUUAUGGGAGGCCAGCGCGUCGUUGAUGGAGAGGAUGUUGUGCUUGUAGAUGCGGUCGAGCCAGGCUUUGCCGCGGGCGUGGUUGGCGGGCCCAGAUUGCCAGUGUUCCCUGGUUGAUAUGCGGGUUAAUUGUAGAUCUCUUUGUUUUCUUCUUGCAGGGUGGAGAAUAUCGAAUAAGUAACGCAAGACGGAUAUCUGGAGGGAAAGAGAGAGAUAGACAGAGGGGCACACGUAGACUUAGUACGAACCUGGAGAAUGAGUAGUCCUU